GAAAUUUUUGGAUCUAAGUUCAUUUUUUUGGACUCAACAUUAAAAAAAGAACACUAAUGCCAGUAAAGGGCAAUCAUAUCCAGCCUUUAUGUUCAUAUCAAAAAACCAAACAAAUAAGGAUGCUAUUGAAGUGAAUGUGCCCUGAAGAUCUAAACAGUUUUUAUCAUGAAGGUGGCCAAGUGUCCCAGUGAGGAUCUCUCCCUCACCAACUGUGUGAUAGUCAAUGAGGCAGACUUCAGCAAAAAAGUCAAGUAUGUGUGCAUCACAACACCAGACCGGCGUCCCUUAAUCUACACAGUCCUGCACAAUGGUGCUGUCAAACCAGGCUAUGUUGGCUUCAAUGUCAUCCAGCGCAAGCAAAUUCUUGUGGAGCUCGACCAGGAGAUCAAUGUGGAGGCAUUCACGCCAGACCCUCAGCGGCAGCUGAUCAGCACCCUGGUGCUGGAGGCGGACUUCCUGCAGAAGAAGAGCACCACCAACGAGCCCUACAACACCGACCAGAUGGCCGUCAACUUCCUGGAGCAGUUCCCCCGCCACGGCUACCACAUUGGCCAGCCGCUCGUCUUCAAGUUCCUUGACAAGAAAACCCUGUCCAUCAGAGUCAAGGAGAUGGAAGCGGCGGAUAUGGACGCAAUGGCAAGCGGCAAGAAGUCGGAGCCCCGCAAGCUGGACUUUGGGGUCCUCAACCCCAACUCGUCCAUCAUCUUCGAGAAAGCCGAGGGCUCGGCCCUCUUCCUUACCGGCAAAGCCAAGGCGCGGCAGUCGCACACGAGUUUGUUCGCCGCGGACUGGGACUUCCAGAAGAUGGGCAUCGGCGGCUUGGACGAGCAGUUCGUGCAGAUCCUGCGACGCGCCUUCGCCUCGCGGGUCUUCCCUCCCGAGGUCGUUGAUACGAUGGGCAUCAAGCACGUCAAGGGCAUCCUGCUCUACGGGCCACCUGGCACGGGCAAGACACUCAUGGCGCGACAGAUCGGUAAAAUGCUGAAUGCUCGUGAGCCAAAGAUUGUCAACGGGCCCGAGAUUUUGGACAAGUACGUGGGCGAGUCGGAGGCCAACGUCCGCCGCUUGUUCGCCGAGGCCGAAGAAGAGGAGAAAAGGAUGGGGCCAAACUCCGGGCUGCAUAUCAUCAUCUUUGAUGAGAUAGACGCCAUUUGCAAGCAGCGAGGAUCUGUUGCUGGGAACACGGGCGUCAACGACACUGUGGUUAAUCAGCUCCUGUCCAAGAUUGAUGGAGUUGAGCAGCUCAACAAUAUUCUUGUUAUAGGCAUGACCAACCGCAAAGAUAUGAUGGAUGAAGCGCUAAUGCGACCGGGGCGACUAGAGAUUCAAGUGGAGAUUUCGCUACCUAACGAGAAAGGCCGGUUUGAUAUCCUUAAAAUUAAGACAAACAAGAUGGCCACGCACGGUAAGCUGGACCCCGAUGUUGAUAUUGCGGAGCUGGCAGCUCUUACAAAGAAUUUUUCUGGCGCUGAACUUGAAGGUUUGGUGAAAGCUGCAUCUUCUUCGGCCCUGAAACGGUACAUCCAUCUUGGCAACCAAAUCAAAGUGGAUCCUGAUGCUAUCGACAAGCUCAAGGUGACCCGAGCGGACUUCAUCUACUCCCUGGAGAACGACGUGAAGCCUUCCCUUGGCACCAGCGAUGAGGCCCUCAAUGAGUUCAUCGAGCGCGGCAUCAUCAGCUGGGGCCACACCAGGGACCUGCUGGAGCGGGGCCUCAUGUUCGUCAAGCAGGCCCGGUCCCCGGAGACGAGCAACCGCCUGUGUCUGCUGCUGGAGGGCGCCCCUACGGCGGGCACCUCGGCCCUGGCCGCUUACCUCGCCAAGAACAGCGACUUCCCCUUCGUCAAAGUGAUCACAUCGAGCGAAAUGGUCGGGUACACAGAGUCCUCCAAGUGCCUGCGUAUCAAAAAGAUGUUUGACGACGCGUAUAGGUCGGAGCUGAGCUGCAUCUUCAUGAACGACCUGGAACAGCUGAUGGGCUACUCCCCCAUAGGCCCGCGCUACCAGUCCAUUGUGCUCGACGCCAUGUACUCGCUUCUGUCGUCCUCGCCUCCUAAGGGUCGGAAGCUGCUGGUGAUCUGCACGAGCAAGAGGCGAGAGGUGCUGGAGGAGCUGGGGCUGCUGCCGAUGUUCACGGCGGUGCUGCGGGUGCCCUACAUCAGGGAGGUGGAGGACGUCAGGAUGGUGCUGGAGGAGUCCCAGGCCAUGUCUUCUGCUGAGGUAGACGAGGUGUGCAGACACAUCACUCACGGCGAGGUCUUCGUGGGCGUCAAGAAGCUCCUCGGCCUCCUGGACACCAUGCGCGUCAUGAAGGACGUGGAUACGCAGGAACGAGUCGCCGCGUUCUGCAACCUGCUGGAGGACGAAGGCGUCUACAAGCCCUCUGCAUAGGUCUGAUUAUUCCUACCAAUGCCAGCUAUUAAGCUUUUAUCAUAUUUAAUUUAUUUCAAUGAUGCGAGUGAAGUAAAAUGACGUUCUUGCAA
This is a messenger RNA of Hyalella azteca, 2483 nucleotides long. RefSeq names its product vesicle-fusing ATPase 1-like. Lineage: Eukaryota; Metazoa; Arthropoda; Malacostraca; Amphipoda; Hyalellidae. Gene Ontology annotation, biological process: SNARE complex disassembly; Golgi to plasma membrane protein transport; intra-Golgi vesicle-mediated transport. The transcript has 13 exons. Bases 166 to 2391 code for a protein of 741 amino acids. The record is from RefSeq and is a predicted model, not a curated record. Gene Ontology annotation, molecular function: ATP hydrolysis activity; ATP binding. Gene Ontology annotation, cellular component: Golgi stack.